AUGCAAGAAACGGUGCUGCGGGUGUUUGUGGUGGCGUUGGGUCUUCUGCUGUGUCCGAGAGACCCUGGUGUCGAGGAGUGGGACGAGCGACACAAUUGGUUUGAUCAGCAUCCGAUUGAAAAGGAUAAACUAUCAGAAUCAGAUGUGAUUGUUCCCGAGGAACCAAGAGAGGGGGCUGAUCACACAUUACCAGCUAGUGUUGCGAAAUCUGCUACAAAUCUGCAAGAAGAUCAUGACAGUAAACCACRGACUGAGGAAAAUGGAAAAUACAUCCUCACUAACAACUCUUCCAAAGAGCCAGCAAGUCUCCAAGGUGGAAACAAAAAGCCUGAGGAGAUGGAAGAACAAAGAUCACCUUUUCUUCACGUCCAAACCAAGGCUGCAGAAACUGAAACUGCAGAUAGGGCCCUGGAGUGGGAGAGAGAUUACCUCUGGUUUAUGUGGAACACAUUCUCCAUUAUUUCUAUGAUUAACUUUGUCAGGAAGUACGUCAGGAGGAAUUUUCAAGUGGAUCAGGGGGUAACCAGGACCUUUCCUGCAGUCUGCAGAGUUGCACAAGUCCUGCUACCUGAUGUUGCUACUCUGCACCGGUUUUAUGCGAAAUGUGUUCAAAUCUCAUCUGAGAAGAAGUGGAGGGAGGGCGAGUUUUUGGAAGGUUUUGCAAAMGAUCUCUUAGACGCCAUGAGGAGCGUCUGUGACGACAAGGGCAGCAUGAUGAUGGAAGACUUUCGGGUGGUGAACGCGUGUGAUAUCGUCGUUCAUUUCACGCCACCCGAGCCRUACAGAUUUCAGUGUCAGCUCGGAAACAACCAAGCGAGCGACCUGCUGUCGGACAUGCAAGUCUGUGGUCGAAUAAAACUGGUGGAAGAAAAGAAAAUCCAAAAUGGCUGCCCCUGCCAGUCCUCUGACGUGGAUGAAGACAUGGUUUGUUUGCUGCAUUGUGAGGGUGAGAAGGUAAAAACAAAAACGGUGGAUGUUUCUGAUGGUCUGUGCGCCAAAAACUCUCCUUUCCUGUCUAAAGCGAAGGUUUCCAGGUGGUUUCAGAACACCAUCAAACAAGCGUGGGCACAGAUUUCACAUAAGUACGAGUUUGAGCUCAACAUYCGCUACAUGGAGGCUCCAGGCUCGCUGGUCAUUCGGUUCAGAUCAGGGAAGAUGAUUUUAUUCAACAUGAAUCCGGUGAUUAAAUUCAACACCGAUGCUCAUUUUUCCAUUAAUCCCUGGUCCUCCAGUAAAUUGGACAUCUUCUGGACUCUCUCCCUGAGCAACUAUGAAGACCGCCUUUUGGAAUACUUCUCCAAACACCUCCCUGAAAACUCCUGCCAUAAUCAAACUCUUGAGAUUGCUUGUUUUCUUCACAAGAGGCAGACAUCGUUGUCAGGGUGUACCGAACUGAAAGAAAGGCAUUUCAAAAUGGCAAUGAUGCACCUUCUGUUGACCAAAAAAUCCUCGCAGUGGAAUCCAGACUUUGUGGCUUGCAGGCUGCAGGACUUGCUGGAGUUCAUAGAGRAAAGCCUUGAGAAGAAGCUGCUAACCCACGUUCUCAUUGGUAACCCUUUAGCCGAGGUCAUCRACGUUCCCAGAGAGUUCACCAGAGCCAAACCAGUGAACCUCUUCCAUCCCUUUGUGGUUCAUAACUGCAUUUACAAAAAYGCCGUCCGUCAUUUCCAGGAGAUGCUUCGAAACGCACACAUGCUGAUACAUGAAUACGUUGCUCAGCGUAUAAACGAUASCAGCUUUUUUGUUUGA
Austrofundulus limnaeus is the source of this 1749-nucleotide messenger RNA. RefSeq names its product inositol 1,4,5-trisphosphate receptor-interacting protein. Bases 1 to 1749 code for a protein of 582 amino acids. The transcript has a single exon. Gene Ontology annotation, cellular component: membrane. The record is from RefSeq and is a predicted model, not a curated record. NCBI's taxonomy places the organism in Eukaryota, Metazoa, Chordata, Actinopteri, Cyprinodontiformes, Rivulidae.